UAGUUGACUUUUCCCAAUUUUUCAAAUGGGUUUCAUAUAGAAAAAUUGGUGUUUGUGUUUGUACCCAUCUCAAAGCAUACAUACAUGUUUUUAUAAGACCAGCAAAGAGUUUAAGAACAUUUGUACUUCCACUUUCCCCGGGCUUGUCCCGAACAAGAAGCCAUCCAAAAUUCAAAGUUUGCCAACGAACAAAGAAAAUCAAAAACUUUUUGCUUACGCACGCUGCCGGGAAGGAGGUUGAAAAGGAUAUCCCCAAACAGGACACCAUGGGAGUGCGACAGCGGAGCCGUCUGUGCAUUGACCGUGUGGUGAGCGACCUCAGCCUGGGCAGCUACGAUCAGGCUCUGGUGCGGAUCAACGAGGCCCUAGCCAAUAUAAGAGACCAUGGCGAGAUCCUUGCCCUGCUGGAGCUAAAGAACAUUAUCGUGAGGCUGCGACUGAAGGGCGAUGCCCAGAAGACGAUCGGGCCAACCCGCCAGUCGGACGCCUUGCCCCAUGUAUUUACCCCCGAUAUGCUGGACGUGGUGCAGAAGGUGCUGCGGUGCCGCACCCAUUACGAGGUGCUGCGUGUCUCGCACCACGCCACAUACUCGGAGGUGAAGCGAGCCUAUCACAAGCUGGCCCUGCGCCUGCAUCCGGACAAGAACCAGGCUCCCGGCGCGGAGCAGGCAUUCCGCCGGAUCAGCGAGGCAGCAGACUGCCUCACGGACUGCCAGAAGCGGAUAGAGUAUAACUUAGGCACAUCAGUGAGCGAUUGCCAGGGUCAGCAUCGGCCGGAGUACGAUGACUACCUCAGCGGCAGCGCUUGUGAGGAGGAUGAAGACCGGGAAGAGGCAAAAGCUGGUCAUAGAAGGCCCUACCAGGCGGCCAACCAGCGGAAGCCCCAGUCCCAAUCGCUGUAUCAAACGGAACAACUUGUGAUCGGAGUGGUGGCUGCAUUGGUGUUCCUAUUCAUCACCAUGCAUUACAUAGCAGCUGCACCGGUCUACAGCUUCACGCCAACCAGAACCCACACCUUGCACCGCAUCACUCAAGCGAGUCACAUAGCCUACUAUAUCAGCCCAAAGAACCUGGCCAAAUUCACAGAGCAGCAGUUAAUCAAGUUGGAAGAGAUUGAGCAGGUGUACAUAUCGGAUCUAAAGCUGAAGUGCAAACAGGAGCGAAGUCUACGGGAUACAUUGCUGCUAAGGGCGCGGCAGGCCAACAACCAAAGGCUCUUGGAGCAAGCCGUGCAAAUGCCAACGCCCGCCUGCCAGAUGGUGUACCAACUGGGAAAGACCGUCCUUGGGUCACAGCUCCUAGAAAGUCCCUCUCUGCGAGAUCAAGCGAUGCAGAAGUCAACUACAAAAUAAUCAUCCGAAAUUUGCCAUCGGUAUUUUCUGCUAAAAGUCGUUAGGAAUAGGCUUGUUGAAAGUGAAUAAUGUGGAAAUGGAAAGCAAUGUAAACUUGAAAAUAAACCUAUGUUUCUAAUUUAAA
This is a messenger RNA of Drosophila serrata, 1476 nucleotides long. RefSeq names its product dnaJ homolog subfamily B member 14. Gene Ontology annotation, cellular component: endoplasmic reticulum membrane. Gene Ontology annotation, biological process: cellular response to misfolded protein. Gene Ontology annotation, molecular function: Hsp70 protein binding. The record is from RefSeq and is a predicted model, not a curated record. NCBI's taxonomy places the organism in Eukaryota, Metazoa, Arthropoda, Insecta, Diptera, Drosophilidae.